Pygocentrus nattereri (red-bellied piranha) is the source of this 2518-nucleotide messenger RNA. It is a transcript of the gene tph1a, whose product is annotated as tryptophan hydroxylase 1 (tryptophan 5-monooxygenase) a. Lineage: Eukaryota; Metazoa; Chordata; Actinopteri; Characiformes; Serrasalmidae. The coding region runs from base 217 to 1611 and encodes 464 amino acids. Gene Ontology annotation, cellular component: neuron projection. The record is from RefSeq and is a predicted model, not a curated record. Gene Ontology annotation, molecular function: tryptophan 5-monooxygenase activity; iron ion binding. Gene Ontology annotation, biological process: aromatic amino acid metabolic process; serotonin biosynthetic process. The transcript is spliced from 11 exons.
GAAGGUCAAGAGCGCAGCACACGCAGUCCCGAGGAAACGUGCGCGCAACGGCUGCGUCUUUUAAUCGGAGGAAAAGCAGGCGAGCAGAGCUCAAAGCCCGUGAAGGAAACAGAACAGAAGCUGACACGUGAAAUCAAAAGGGGGCUCAGGAGAGGAAAUGAGAGAGGAGAGCUAGGCGGCUUGGUCGCUGACGUCCCAGUAAACGCACUCUUACAAAUGACGCCGAGGCUCUUGGCUGAGCGCUACACGGCAAAGAUGAACAAAUCUGCCUAUCCUAAGAUAGACGAGAACAAAGAUAACAAGAGCGAGUCUGCAGAGAAAGGCCGUGCAGCUAUCGUGUUCUCCCUAAAGAAUGAAGUCGGGGGGCUUGUCAAAGCACUAAAACUGUUCCAGGAAAACCACGUGAACCUCCUUCACAUCGAAUCGAGGAAGUCCAGGAGGCGUAACUCGGAGUUUGAGAUCUUGGUGGACUGCGACAGCAACCACGAGCAGCUCAACGAGAUCAUCCAGCUGCUGCGGAAACACGUGAACGUGCUGGACACGGAGGCACCCAGGAAGACUCUGCCGGAGGAGGACGAGAUGGAUAAUGUGCCCUGGUUUCCCAAAAAGAUCUCUGACCUGGAUAAAUGUGCGAAUCGUGUGCUGAUGUAUGGAUCAGACCUGGAUGCCGACCACCCGGGCUUUAAGGACAAUGUCUAUCGUAAACGGAGAAAGUAUUUUGCAGACCUGGCUAUGAGUUACAAGCAUGGAGACCCCAUUUCACGCAUUGAGUUCACAGAAGAGGAGGUAAAGACGUGGGGGGUUGUGUUCCGAGAGCUCAAUAAGCUGUAUCCUUCUCACGCCUGCCGUGAAUACCUGAAGAACUUACCUCUUCUCACCAAGUACUGCGAGUAUCGCGAGGACAACAUUCCCCAGCUGGAGGAUGUCUCACGCUUCCUAAGAGAGCGCACGGGGUUCACCAUCAGACCCGUGGCAGGGUACCUCUCCCCCAGAGACUUUCUGGCUGGUCUGGCCUUCCGUGUGUUCCACUGCACACAGUACGUCCGGCACAGCUCUGAUCCUCUCUACACACCUGAACCAGACACAUGUCAUGAACUGUUAGGUCAUGUACCUCUUCUGGCUGAGCCUAGCUUUGCCCAGUUCAGUCAGGAGAUAGGACUCGCCUCACUGGGAGCAUCUGAUGAUGCAGUUCAGAAACUUGCCACUUGUUACUUUUUCACUGUGGAGUUCGGGCUGUGCAAGCAAGAGGGGAAACUGAGAGCGUAUGGGGCAGGACUGUUGUCCUCCAUCAGUGAGUUAAAGCAUGCUCUAUCAGAUAAUGCCCGAAUCACACCCUUCGACCCCAAAGUCACCUGCAAACAGGAGUGCAUCAUAACCACAUUUCAAGACGUGUACUUUGUGUCAGACAGCUUUGAAGAGGCCAAAGUCAAAAUGAGGGAGUUUGCAAAGACAAUCAAGCGACCUUUCACGGUGCGUUACAACCCUUACACACAGAGCGUGGACGUCCUGAAGGACACAACCAGCAUCAACAGUGUAGUGGAAGAACUGAGACACGAACUGGACAUCGUGGGAGAUGCACUGAACAGACUCAACAAACAUCUGGGCGUCUGAACGUCCAUCUCACAAGUCAUGUUUUAUAUAUUACUUUUUCCCAUCAAGAGCAAACACACUAAAAUCUUUCACAUUCCCAGAGCACAUUUUUUCCCAAAUAGUUUGUCUAAAAAAGUAAAAUGCCUUGUUUUGUUUUUGUAAAAAGACAAUCUAAUCAAUCUAAGCAGACAAAGUCAAUUUCUUUUAGCCUUUUAAAAUCAUUACAGCCUACUGUUAAUUGUACUUUUUAACAGAGAUUUCUACCCAGAUUUAUGCAAAGGUAAAGAUUAAAUGAGUGAACUAAAUGAUCUUUUACGCUACUUAUAAGACCAUUACUCUUUACAGGGUCAUUGUAAUAAAGUGACGUUUGCUCUUGUCAAGAUAAGAUAAUGCAUUUGUGAUUUCAGCUUUUUUGUGUAGAGGUCAUUGAAAGCCAUCUUGGCAUUGUAAUGCACCUUAUUCGUUAUAAUUUGAUAUUUAUUAUGAGCUUGUACCUUAAAGCUUUAGUAUCCUCUUUUUCUCUAUAUUCAGUAUUAGGGGAAAAGGACAAGUACAUGUUUUGUUUUGUCUAAAUGUGAACCUAAUUCUAUCAUGUUUUUAUGAUAAUAUUUCUUAAAUCUCCCCAUGCUGUUAGCUGUGUCUCAUGUCUUGUAUGCUAAAUUUAAUCUUUCCUUAUAUGAAAUGAGUUUCUUUUCAUUUAGAAUGAAAAUGAUUCAUGUAAUUACGUCUUUGGUAUGUAAGGAUAAUUUUUACAUAUUAGUGUUAAGACAGCUUAUGCUUCUAGAUAAUGAAUCCAGAUGUUUGUAUUCUCAAAUAGCUAUCGUACCACAGCCCUAUUAACACUUCAAGUAUAAAAUUGCUUGAUGUUGAUAAAUGUAGAAGUGUAGAAGCUCAUUUUAAUAAAAUUCCUUAUUUUUGUACCACAGCA